Molecule: messenger RNA, 1938 nt
Organism: Lytechinus variegatus (green sea urchin)
Lineage: Eukaryota; Metazoa; Echinodermata; Echinoidea; Temnopleuroida; Toxopneustidae
Product: quinone oxidoreductase-like
Exons: 8
Coding region: 142-1140 (332 amino acids)
Cellular component (GO): cytosol
Molecular function (GO): mRNA 3'-UTR binding; quinone reductase (NADPH) activity; NADPH binding
Source: RefSeq, a predicted model, not a curated record
AGCCUCUUGUCGAGUGAAGGCCUCAGUGCGAUUCGUAAGAAAACUCGGAGAGGGUAUUUGAGAAAGUAACGCGCUCCACUGGUUUGCAAUUCAUUUCUAUAACUGCAUCUUUUACUAUCUUUUGAAGUACGAAUUAUAUUUAUGAACUUUGAGAUGGCGGGAUCAACACAAAUGAAGGCUGUUUUCGUAGAAGAAUUUGGAGGGGCGGAAAACAUGAAAAUAAAGACAGACGCCCCUGUGCCCAGAGUUGUAGCUGGAAAGGUGCUUGUACGUCUGCAUGCGGCUGGUAUCAACGAGCUCGAACUUCGCAUUCGUUCUAGGGGAUGGAGGGGGUUCAUUACCCCUUUCGUUCUCGGAAUGGAUGGAGCGGGGGUCGUCGAAACCGUCGGCGAUGGCGUGGUGACUUGCAAACCUGGAGAUCGUGUGUAUGUGUGUCAACCAAUAACGGGAACGUAUGCGGAGUACUGUUUAGCAGAUGCAGAUAGGGUCUAUAAACUCCAUGAUAAACUCAGUUUUGAAGAAGGAGCUCUUUUACCAAUCCCUUACUUCAGCGCGCUUCGCGCUCUCACCAGAGCUCAUUUUCAACGCGGUGAUAGUGUUUUAGUACAGGGAGCUAGUGGAGCUGUCGGCCUGGCUGCUGUUCAGCUUGCGAGAGGACUUGGUGCUUCACGUGUCUUUGGAACAGCUGGUAGCGAAAGAGGGCGCCAAAUUGUCAGAGAAAUGGGGGCGGAUGAAGUAUUCGACUAUAAAGAGAGAGAUUUCAAAGAAACAGUAAAGGCGGCAAUUGGCCCAAAGGGGGUGAACGUUAUCUUGGAAACAAACGUCGACGUCAACUUCCAUUUCGAUCUCGAAAUCGUAUCCAAGCACGGUCACAUCGUGAUCGUUGGCAAGCGAGGAAUCACAUCAUGUGAUCCACAAGAGAUGGUGACAAAAGAAAGUACAGUAACCGGAAGUGCAUUAUUCUUCUGUGAUACGGAAGCGAGAUUGGACAUGCAUGACACACUUUACCGCGGCGUGGAAGAAGGCUGGCUAAAACCCUACAUCGGAGGAAGAUUCAAACUUGAUGACGUCAUCGCUAGCCACCGAGACAUCGAAACGCGCAGCGGAGCGACAGGAAAAACUGUACUUACUAUUGAAUAAGGAUUAUUGACCUAUUUAUUUGCUUUGAGCACUAAAGAUUUUUUGGAAUUCAUUUGAUGAAUAAAGAUGUGCAAUAUAACUUUUUAUUGGUUUUAUACUAAAUAUGAAAGCGUUGGAGAACAAUAAAAAAGAUCUAGUUAUAUAUUUAUAUUUCAUAUCAUACACGCAUCUUUAUAAUAAUGAAUAGAUUACACAGAUAAUUAUGAUUUGACUACGAAAAAAUGCGUAAUGAGCAUAUGGUGCUGCACCUUAAAGAUUGAACCCUCUCUUUCGCAUUCAUUAAUGGACUACCACACUUGGCCAACUAUACCCACAAUCUAUACAAGGGAAGGUCGAUAGAGGCCCAAUUUUUAACCAUCAAUGGGCAACAUACUGUCCUCACAACCAUUGGUUAAAAUCUGUCCAAAUUUGGUAAUCAAACCUAAUACUUGGGUAAUAAAUUUGCUCAAUUGGAUAAUAAUUGCCCAGAACUUUUAUACAUAUUUUGUUGCCAAAUUUUUUAAGUGUGCAGCGAUAACAAAUAGCCAUAAAGUGAUUGACACUUGCGAAUUAAUCUGUUGAAAAUUUUAGCAUGAAAAUUCACACUUUGUUUUAACCAAUUAUUCGAUAAUGUGUAUUAGUGUAUUAGGUAGCGUGAAUAUGGAUGGUAGGCCCAACAAUAUUCAAUACGUCAUGAAAAUGAUAUUACGAUAAGACAUGUAAGAUAUGGUGCUGGGUAUGUUUGCAUCUAGUAAUGUCACAUCACCCCCAUCCCCGCUUCAAUGAUUGUUGUUCAUGUUUACUGUGGCCUUAUGCAUU